Neltuma alba is the source of this 613-nucleotide messenger RNA. RefSeq names its product calcium-binding protein KIC. The coding region runs from base 80 to 463 and encodes 127 amino acids. Lineage: Eukaryota; Viridiplantae; Streptophyta; Magnoliopsida; Fabales; Fabaceae. Gene Ontology annotation, molecular function: calcium ion binding. The transcript has a single exon. The record is from RefSeq and is a predicted model, not a curated record.
AUUUCCGCUAUAAACUCCCCUCUUCCUUCCUCACUAAUUCCUCGUUCUUCCCCCACACAGCCUUUUGAAAGCAGCUCCAAUGGAGAGAAAAGAAGCCGCAAAGAAUCAACUUUCCUCCGCAGAAUCUGAAUUCGAGGACUUGCUUCCGGUUAUGGCGGAGAAGCUGGACGUGGAGGCGUUUGUUUCAGAACUGUGUGCAGGCUUCAAGCUUCUAUCGGAUCCGGAAAUGGGACUGAUCACAGGGGAGAGUCUGAGGAGGAACGCUGCACUUCUGGGGAUGGAAGGGAUGAACAGAGAAGAAGCAGAGGAGAUGAUAAGGCAGGGAGAUCUGGACGGAGAUGGGAAGCUGGAUGAGACUGAGUUUUGUAUUCUGAUGGUCAGGCUUAGCCCUGGCAUGAUGCAGCAUGCUGAGGCCUGGCUUGAGAAAGCUCUUCACCAACAACUCUCCAAGUCUGAAUCUUAAUUACACACUCUUCUUCUAUUUUUGUCAAUCAAUUGUAAGUCCUGUAAUAUCUUUCCAACUUUAAACUUUGAUGAUGGAGAUGCAAACAGUCUUGUCUUGUAACAGAAUUUUAUUUUAUUUCAAUUCACUCCUUCCAUCAAUUAAUACUCA